AUGUCUGCGGAUAUCCCGCAGACUGAAAAUCUCAUGCCCUCAACCACAAAAUCUAAUAAUGAAAACCCCACCAACCCCUCGUCCCCAGCUGCGGUCGGCGGCCAUUUGCGCGCGAGAACGAAUACGGCGGAAAUUGAUAGUACCAUCAUUCAUCCGGGAAGUGUGAAGAUUAAUGUUACCGGCGCAUUUAUAGUCGAUCACGAUUCCCUUUCGCCGAAAGAAUUGAAUGUCAACGAGAGAAAUUAUGAUACCAAAGAUAUCCGAUUGCCAAAUCAUACGGCGGUUGUCAGUCAUAUUGCUGUGGAUAUUGGAGGUUCUCUAGCCAAACUCGUAUACUUCUCGAGGGAGGGGCAUUCGCGCGAACCCGGCGGCCGACUCAAUUUUAUGAACUUCGAGACUGAUCGCAUAGAUGAUUGUGUGGAGUUUAUGAAACAGCUGCAGAUUAAGCAACAGAAACUCAAUGGGUCGAGGCCAGGAGAUUUAUGUGUGAUGGCAACGGGUGGAGGGGCAUACAAGUACUAUGAUAAGAUUAAGGAAGCUCUGGGUGUGGAUGUUAUACGGGAGGAUGAAAUGGAAUGUUUGAUCAUUGGUCUUGAUUUCUUCAUCACCGAAAUACCUCGCGAAGUAUUUACAUAUAGUGAAAGAGACCCCAUGCAUUUCACCUCGCCCAGCCCGGACAUAUACCCUUACCUCCUGGUCAACAUAGGCAGUGGUGUAUCCAUGAUAAAAGUAUCCGGACCAAGAGCAUACCAAAGAGUAGGCGGAACAUCUCUUGGCGGUGGCACACUCUGGGGACUGCUCUCCCUUCUCACCGGGGCCCGAACAUUCGACGACAUGCUCGGCAUGGCCGAACGAGGCGACAAUGCCAAAGUCGACAUGUUAGUCGGCGAUAUCUACGGCGCCGACUAUGGUAAAAUUGGACUCAAAAGUAGCACAAUCGCCAGUUCCUUCGGCAAAGUAUUCCGCAUGAAACGGGAAGCCGAACGAUUAGCCGAAGAUUCAGGAGGGCAAAACAACAGCGAAGAACCGUCCAGCUCCUCUCAUCCUACCGAACCAUCCCCCUUUUCCCACGAAGAUAUUUCCCGCUCCCUCCUCUACGCCAUAUCCAACAACAUCGGACAAAUCGCGUACUUGCAAUCGGAAAAACAUUCUUUGUCGACGAUAUAUUUUGGGGGAAGUUUUAUCAGGGGUCACAGACAAACGAUCAAUACAUUAAGUUACGCGAUCAAAUUUUGGAGUAACGGGGAGAAAAAGGCCAUGUUUUUGAGACACGAAGGGUACUUGGGGAGCGUGGGGGCGUUCUUGAAGAGAAAGCCAGAGGGGUGGGGGAGAAGGAUGAGUUUUGAAGAGAGUGGGGGUGCAGGGGAGGGAGGCGUGAAAGAUAUCGGCGAGGAGUUGAAGGCUCUAAGGAGAGAGGUAGGAAAGGCUGAAUAA
Messenger RNA from Sclerotinia borealis F-4128, 1434 nucleotides. The record is from the annotation of a GenBank genome assembly. NCBI's taxonomy places the organism in Eukaryota, Fungi, Ascomycota, Leotiomycetes, Helotiales, Sclerotiniaceae.